GAGUGUGAGACUUCCAAAAGGGGCUCCACUUCCGCAAGGAUUCAGCCAGCAUCCGCGUGACUCGCCCCUACACAAGUGCAAAAAAAAAAAUGUUGUUAUUGUUGUUGUUUUAAACUCAUUUCUUUGGUGACAAAGCAUCAUCGAUCCCAUCUAGCCAGGGUGCGGACUGACCCAUUUCCCCAGGGCGACGGUGGUGUUUAUUAGUUGUAUUGAUUUGGAAAGAGCAUGGAAUUCCUGCAAACUGUGCACAAAAGUAGCCAUUUGUUCCACGCCAACAUAAUGGUCGACGAGGUCAAAUGACGCCAAACUUUAACUCAUUGGCUGCCAUUGACGGAGACGGACGUCCACGCCAUUUGAAAGUUUUUUUUGAAGAGGCACGCGAUUGGACGUCAAUGAAUGAAAUAUGAAUGAAUGAAAUAUUUAUCGUCAUCGGUAUCAUUGACAAUUACAAAAUGUGACAUGAUUUGACCGAAAGGAACCGAAGAAGAAGACAAAGGCAGACGGGAGGAAUCACAUGCUUAUCAGUUUCCCGUCCCCCCCAUACAGCUAAAGAUGCACAAUCAGACAUGGUACAGUUACAUACAUCACAUGGCCACAAACUGUACAAUAACACAAUCAACAGUCUGGGUUUACAAUAAUUCAGCAUCCGGUCAAGCAGCUCGAUUGUGGUUGUUGACACAGCAGUCUCUUGCACAAGAUUAGUGGUCUAAAUUUCAGGGCUUACAAGGUUAUGGCUUUGUCGUGACCCUGACAUUCUAGCAUCUAUUUGCUGUGGGAACAUUUUGUUGUGGCUAUGUGUGUUGCAGCAGUGAUUAUGUGUUAUCGCAGCUGGUGUGAGUAGCGACCCAAUCGUCGUCAACGGCGCCGAAAGAGUUCACGAAAAGCAAAAGUAGGGAUGACAUUUGUGGCGACCGAAGACCGAUCUGCAGAAAGGAAGUUGAACAUGUGGAAAGUCCCAGAGAGGCAGGGGAACGUCACAGCUUUGUCAAUUCUCACCUCGGUCUUCCGGGGACCGCCCGGGUCGCCGUCAUCCUCCCGCGCCGCCGUCGGGCACGCCUCAAAGUCCGUGCGUCCCAAGUCUUGCAAGUAUUGGAAAAGAGGCGAGUUCUGUCGAGAAAACACGCAGGUCAGACGACUUCCCAUCUCGCGCCGACCUGUUGAAGCAUCUCGGCUCUGCUCGGCCGACACACACGCAUAGAUCCUAAUCUCCUCGCGCGCGCCGAAAUACGUCCUGAUGUUGUCCCGCAUCCCCGAAACACCAUAAAAUGGACGUCUUAAUCCGUCCUUGCAGUCAGCAUCAUUUCAUGACACUACUGGACACUUAACAGAUGCAUCACGGGACUCCGUCUGUUGAAUUACCGUGACGUAUAUAUACUCUCGGGAUAAUACUCACUUCCAUAGUCACGCUGAGCUCAUUUUGUCGCAAUCCAGAUGUAUGCGUGUGUUACCCAAUUUUUAAUCGGAACCGACGCGUUGGUUCCGUCCAUCUGGUCGUCCCCGCCCCACCUAGUGCCGUCAACAACCAAUAAUAGUCUCUAAACUUGCCCCCGUCCAUCACGAGAACAGCAAAGCAUUAGCAUUUAUUGGACACUUUUGAAUUAAAAAAAAAAAAAGCAUACAUUUAUCUGUAGCUAAAGCGCGCGUGUCUAUUUGUUGCAGGAUGACAAAGCAUCGGAUCACAAGUGUCACUGACCUCAAACACGACAUCGUCGUCAAACUCCUCCGUCAUGGCGCUCCUCCAUUGACGCGCGGCUCGCUCCGCAUGCCCAACUUCGGGAGCGACUGGACUCGAUGGUGCGCCGAGAAAAGAGAGAGAGAGAGAGCGAACGAGCGAGGCGGUAGUUUAGCCGCGUUGCUAAACUUGGCUAAAAAACUACAAUUCCCACCGAAGCGAAACUCUUCGAAAAAGGGAGCCUCUGCUCCACAGCGCCCCGGGUGAUCAUUUUAUGGACGUGCCUUACCGUUAGAAAAGUCAAACAUUCGGAGGACGCGAUUUCAAAAUAAAUCAUACAUCAAUUUAAAAGUUGCCGGGAAAAAAAAAUACGUAUUGAUCGUCAGCGUGUAUUAUUUGAAUCGAUGCAUCGCAGUUAAAUUAUUGUUCUUCUGGGGGGAAAAAAAGCGAGACAUGUCGUUCACAAUCGAGUUGGAUGCUGCGUCAACAACCGGAAACUGUUUGCUCGCAGCGCUUCCUACUUGACGCAAACGACAAACUUGCCGAAGCUGGAAAAGGCAGGGAAAAUGGAAAAAGCAACACAGAAAAAGUCCUUAUCGGUGGAUAAGUGAGCAAGAUAAGGAGUCCGAGUGGCGGCCGGCGGUGCUUUUUCUUCUUCCCCAAGUGACAAUGGUGCUGAGGCAGGAAAGAACGGAGAGCUUCCAUUGAAAGCGAAUUUACGUUCCUCAUGGAGAAAGCAGUAGCAGCAGCAAGUCGGGAGUCAUGAGCACAGGUGUGAAGAAGCCACCAUUAGCUCCCAAACCUAAACUUGCCCAGGCCUCCCCCCCGCCCGUCGCCCCCAAACCGCCGACCGCGGCCCCCGACUCUGCCCGGCCCUCCCCCGCCACCCUCAAGCGGACAAAGCCGGCUCUGGCCCCUAAGCCCCGCGUCCCAAAAGCCGCAGGCCCCUCCGCCCGAGCCCAGCUUAUAGCAUCUCCUGGGCAAGAUCUCGAGGACAACCUCUCCCCGCUCGACUCCAGAAAUGGGACGUUAUCGGAGCGGGAAUCGGACGACGUUGUUCCCGCGUGCGCCUGCGGGCCGCGGGAUGGCUGCCGGUGCCGGGCUUUGGAGAACGGCGCGCAACAGCUGAAGAACGGGAUUCUUGAAGGAGCGCCGAACGGAACCGAGGAGUUUUCGAGGGUGAGCGAAAAGCUCCGGGAUGAGCCUGACGGACGGAGACGCUCGGACAGGGCGAACGAGGGCGACGGGACGCGCGUCGACGCCUCUUCUCCUGCCGCCGAACGUCACGAGCGGCCGGACUGCGGCGACGGCUCGGUCCCCGCGCCUCCCAGUAAGCCCCUCCCCGUCCCGCACCCUCGCAAGCACGGGAAGCCGAUUCUGGCGAGGCAGGACGGGGUGGAGGGCUCGGCUCCAGAGUCGGACGAUCAAAAAGAAGAGAACGCGGUUUCUCGGGAAAAUGACGACGACGCUCCCGCGCCGCCUCCUAGGCAGACUUCGCUCUCCCCUCGCCUCCAAAGGACGCGGCCCGCCUCCCCGAAACCGCACAAGAACAUUUCGCUCGGCCCGCUCUCCCGGCCUCACCCGGCGGGCGAGCCCGAGGCCGAGGAGCGCGCCGGUAACCGAGAGGAGGACGGCUACGGCGAUUUUAAGCGCUACCCCGUCACGCACAGCCUCCCCAAGCAGCUGAAAUUGGGCCGCCCGCCACCCCCGCCCCACCCCAGGAGGGCCUUUUCCGCCGAGGACCGCCCGCCGCCUCGAAAACCUCAGCGGCACAGCCUCCCCGCCCCGCCGCCGCCCCCUCUCGGCCCCUCGAGGGAGCUGCCCGCGCCACCUCGGGAGAAAGCUUCCCGGCGUUUCGCCCGUCCCGGCGUGACCUUCUUCAGCCGCCAUAUGCCCACCAGGAGCAGCGUGCCGCCCAAAAGCCGGGCUCCGGCGCUGGGGGGCAAGCAGCGGGCGCAGUCCUUCUCGACCGCCGACCUAGCUACCCGCCUGGACCCCAAACAACGCGGCCUCUCCUUGCGAAAGCUUCUGGAGCUGCGCGUGUCGGUCAAGAUGCUGCCCAAGAUGCUGGCCAAAGGAGGCCACUCACCGGACCGCGCCGAGCGGGGGCGGCGGCCCAACAGCUGCGUCGACGUGGUCGGCGAUGACGACGACGCCGGCGGAGCGGAGUACGAAAACGUCCCCCUGUACGAGGAGAUCCCCGAAUACAUGAACUUGCCCUUUCACAACGGCGAUCCGCGUUGGUCGCGGGAUGCCGACGACGUCUACGAGGCCCAAGAUCCCUACAGGAGGUUCGGCGAGGACAGCGAACGGCCGAGAAGGGACGUCCACUCGGAGGAAGAGGACGAGGCGGCCCGCAGUUGGGACGAGGAUGAGGAUGACAGCUCGUCCUCCGGUAAGGAGCACGCGGACGAGGCUGACAAACAGGAGGAGGACGAAACCAAGCGCAAGAAGGUGGCUCACAUCGCCCGGGAGAUCAUGAGCUCAGAGAAAGUGUUUGUGGAUGUCCUCAAGCUUCUCCACAUAGACUUCAGGGACGCCGUGGCCAAGGCCACACGUCAGAACGGCAAGCCGGCGGUGGACGAUCGCGUCCUCAGCCAGGUCUUGUACUACUUGCCUCAGCUCUACCAGCUCAAUAAGGACCUGCUGCGGGAGCUGGAGGAGAGGGUGGCGCACUGGAGCGAGCACCAGCGCCUGGCGGACAUCUUUGUGCAGAAGGGCCCGUACCUGAAGAUGUACUCCACGUACAUCCGCCAGUUUGACAACAACGUGGCGCUGUUGGACGAGCAGUGCAGGAAGAACCCGGCCUUCGCCGCGGCGGUGCGAGAGUUCGAGACGAGCGCCAGGUGCGCCAGCCUCGCCCUCAAGCAUUACCUGCUGAAGCCCGUCCAGAGGAUCCCUCAGUACCAAUUGCUGCUCACAGAUUAUUUGAAGAAUUUGCCUCGGGAUUCAGAGGACUACAAAGACACGGAAGCGGCCCUCGGCAUCGUCAAGGAAGUCGCCAAGCACGCAAACGACAUCAUGAAGCAAGGGGACAACUUUCAGAAGCUGAUGCAGAUCCAGUACAGUUUGAAUGGCCACCACGAGAUCGUUCAGCCGGGCAGGGUCUUUCUGAAGGAGGGAACGCUGAUGAAGCUCUCCAGGAAGGUCAUGCAGCCGCGGAUGUUCUUCUUGUUCAACGACGCGCUGGUGUACGCCACGCCCGUCCAGUCGGCCCAGUACAAGCUCAACUGCGUGCUCUCCCUGGCCGGCAUGAAGGUGAGCAAGCCCAGCCAGGAAGCCUACCAGAACGAGCUGAACAUCGAAAGCGUGGAGCGCUCCUUCAUCCUCUCGGCCAGCUCGGCGACGGAGCGAGACGAGUGGCUGGAGGCCAUCGCCGAGGCCAUCGACGACCACGCCAAGAAGAAGAUCAGUUUCAUUUCCAGUCGCGGUCAAGAGGAGGCCGACGGCGCACUGGACGUCGGCGCCCCGCUUGGCUCCAAGGCCCCCAUCUGGAUCCCCGACUUGAGGGCCACCAUGUGCAUGAUCUGCACCUGCGAGUUCACCCUCACCUGGCGGCGCCACCACUGUCGCGCCUGCGGGAAGGUGGUGUGCCAGGCCUGCUCCAACAACAAGUACUACCUGGAGUACCUGAAGAAUCAGCCGGCACGCGUGUGCGACCACUGCUUUGCUAAACUGCAGGAGAACAGUGACCGCCGCGCCUCGUCGUCCAUCUCCCCCAUCAAAUCCGGAGCCUUCUCCUUCACCAGGAAACAAAAGAAGAUUCCGGCCGCGCUGAAAGAGGUGUCGGCCAACACGGAAAACUCGUCCAUGAGCGGCUACUUGAACCGAUCCAAGGACUACAAGAAGCCGUGGAAGCGUCUGUGGUUCGUCAUCGAGAACAAAGUUUUGUACACGUACGCCGCCAGCGAGGACGUGGCAGCGCUGGAAAGCCAACCGCUGCUCGGCUUCUUCCUGCGGGAGGAGAAAAACGGACCGGCGCGGAAGCUCCAGUUCAAGCUGUACCAUAAAAAUACGCUUUUUUACAUCUUCAAAGCGGACGACAUCCCCACGGCGCAGAGGUGGAUCGAAGCCUUCCAGGAAGCCAUGAUCCUCGAAGAGUAGACGGACCGCCGUUCCGCUUCCUAUAGGAGUUGGGAGUUGAACUUUUCAUUUCCCAGUGUGUGUACAAGUGGACAAUUUUCCGCAAAUGGCGGUCAAAACUAAUUUGAUGUGAAAUUCAAGCACGUGACUUCAAACCAAGCCGUACUUAACCGCCAUUGACGUGGAAUCCAUUUGGGGUCAGAAAGUUCGCGGCUGGUAUUGAACUUCCGUUUGAAUAUUCCAAGUAACUGCCUAAAUUGUCGGGGAAAAAAACUGGAAGCCAAUCGCGAAAUCUGAGGUGACUCGGAAGCAGUGAUAUUGUGUAUUUGACAGCGCAAUGUUGAUAUUUAUAAAGUAUGAUGGAAGUAUGAAAGUGCAUCAUUUUUUUUAACGAGGAAUUGUGGUUGCACUAAACAUCACGGACGCGUUGAAGAAACACCUCCAAAGACAUUUGUACGUAUAUAUUUUUGUAUCAUGUAAGCAAUUGGAGAAAGUCCUGUUGUGACACUAUUUUUGAUAUGACCCCUCGGUCUCACGUUUUGAAAAAAGUGGGAUAUUGUGUUUUAUCCACAACUUUCAAUGUCUUUGAUUUCCAUGAAUUAUUUGUAUAAUAUCAAUCGUUUGGAGGUCGAGUCUCUGACGAAACAUCAUAAACUGUCAGGCAACAGUUUUUAAU
Corythoichthys intestinalis (scribbled pipefish) is the source of this 6431-nucleotide messenger RNA. Its product is annotated as FYVE, RhoGEF and PH domain-containing protein 6-like. The transcript is spliced from 21 exons. The coding region runs from base 2435 to 5776 and encodes 1113 amino acids. The record is from RefSeq and is a predicted model, not a curated record. Lineage: Eukaryota; Metazoa; Chordata; Actinopteri; Syngnathiformes; Syngnathidae. Gene Ontology annotation, cellular component: cytoplasm. Gene Ontology annotation, molecular function: metal ion binding; guanyl-nucleotide exchange factor activity.